This is a messenger RNA of Cervus elaphus (red deer), 1957 nucleotides long. RefSeq names its product pulmonary surfactant-associated protein A. NCBI's taxonomy places the organism in Eukaryota, Metazoa, Chordata, Mammalia, Artiodactyla, Cervidae. Bases 33 to 890 code for a protein of 285 amino acids. The record is from RefSeq and is a predicted model, not a curated record. Gene Ontology annotation, cellular component: multivesicular body; rough endoplasmic reticulum. The transcript is spliced from 5 exons.
CUUGUGACAGAAGCCUCUACAGGGUGGAGAGGAUGCCUGGUGGCCUACAUCAGUAUAAAUGGCACCAUCCACCUGGCCACCCUGCUCUGGAGGCAAGGAGCACGGGCUGUGUUCUUGCAGGAGGAGUUGCUGGAGCAGGCGCCAUGCUGCUGUGCUCUUUGACCCUUACCCUCCUCUGGAUGGUGGCUUCUGGCCUCGAGUGUGACAUGAAGGAAGUUUGUCUUGGAAGUCCUGGCACUCCUGGCACUCCUGGAUCCCAUGGCCUGCCAGGAAGAGAUGGGAGAGAUGGUAUCAAAGGAGACCCUGGGCCUCCAGGCCCCAUGGGACCCCCUGGAGGAAUGCCAGGCCUCCCUGGGCGUGAUGGGAUGACUGGAGCCCCUGGCCUCACUGGAGAGCGUGGAGAAAAGGGAGAGCCUGGCGAGAGAGGUCCUCCAGGCUUUCCAGCGUAUCUAGAUGAAGAGCUCCAGGGUACACUCCAUGAGAUCAGACAUCAAGUUCUGCAGUCACAGGGCGUCCUCAGUUUGCAGGGGUCCAUGAUGGCAGUGGGAGAGAAGGUCUUCUCUACCAAUGGGCAGUCAGUCAAUUUUGAUGCCAUUAAAGAGUUAUGUGCCAGAGCAGGUGGACAGAUUGCUACCCCGAGGAGUCCAGAGGAGAAUGAAGCCAUUACCAGCAUCGUGAAGAAGCACAACACUUAUGCUUACCUGGGCCUGGUCGAAGGCCCCACCGCUGGAGACUUCUAUUACCUGGAUGGAGCCCCUGUGAAUUAUACCAAUUGGUACUCAGGGGAGCCUAGGGGCCGGGGUAAAGAGAAGUGUGUGGAGAUAUACACAGAUGGUCAGUGGAACGACAAGAACUGCCUGCAGUACCGACUGGCCAUCUGUGAGUUCUGAGCAGGCACCAAAGCCACAGGGUGGACGGAGUCCUAUCUUUCCUUCCAGCCUCCAUCCUGGGGAUCCACCUGGUCUACGGAUCAGGUGCUAUUACUCCUUUGUGGCUAUCAGAAUUGAAGUUACUCUUGAGCAUUCCACUCCUGGGUGGAUCCUGACUCCUCCCCAAUGAUCACUAAUCAGUCUGACUCCCCUGGAAGCCCUUCUCAGCAUUGCACUCUUGGCAGCCAUUCUAACUUUGCCCUUCUGCAAGGGACAGAGGUUUCUUUCCUCCUCUUCUUGUCCAGUUCCUUUAUUUACAGAUGGCAACAGUAAGGUCCUGGGGUGAAGGUUCCCUCCAAAGCACCACACAGGGUGCCUGCUUCCUGGCCCCCUCUACUCUGUCAUUGCAGCUCACUGCUUGCCCAGCCUCAUCAAGAUUUAGCAGUUCUGCUCAAGCACAAUGAUAGGUGGACUUCUGGGAAAUUUCACACAUGUGGAGCUAAGGAUACAUUUGGGUUUAUCUAUCAACCUGAGGUCUGUGGGGAGGCAUCUUGUUAGGCUCUCUAUGAAGUCAGAGGGCCAGGUGGUACUUCAGCAUGGUGAUGGCCAGCUCAUUCCUAGUGAUUGGCAUGUAUUAUCCACUUCCUUGAGUCUUGGGUGUCAGCCAGCACCUCUAAGGAAGAUCUCACCCCCACCUUAGACAUUGCCCAAAUAACUGCCUGCUGAUGAACACAUUCCCCACCUCUUCAAACCUCAGUGAGGAGUUCACGCCACUUGUCACACCACCAUUUAUUGAGCACAUACUAUAUACCAAGCACCAUGACAUGCACUUCUAAGACAUCUUAUAUGAUUUAAUCUUCACACAGUGUCAUGGGACGAGCAUUAUUUUCCCCAAUCUUUUAUACAAGGACACUGAAAUUUACAGAAGUGAAAUGUUUUGAAUUUUUUUUUUUUUUAACAUGAAGCAAUUGGCAGAGGCUGGUUUCAAACCUAUCUACCUGGACCUGAAGCUUGUGCUCAUAACUACCCCACCUUCUCACUGAACAGAGAUGAUUCAAGUGUAAUAAAUCAUGAAUGUGUUAACAUGA